GUGGCGCGGGGGGGAGGUGGAGGCAAGAUGGCGGCAGAAAUGGAGGAGAAGGGGUUUGAGCACAUGGGGCUGGACGGGCGCCUGCUGCGGGCGGUGGCAGAGCUGGGCUGGGCGGUGCCCACGGCCAUCCAGGCCCGUGCCAUCCCGCUGGCACUGGAGGGCAGGGACGUGCUGGCACGGGCCAGGACGGGCUCGGGCAAAACGGGCGCCUACGGCCUGCCCAUGCUGCACAAAGUGCUGGGCAUCAAGGAGGCGUCCCCGGCCGUGCCGCAGGCCGUGCGGGCGCUGGUGCUGGUGCCCACGGCGGAGCUGGCACGGCAGGUCGGGCACACCCUGCGCCGCCUCGCCGCCUUCUGCGCCCGCCAGCUGCGCGUGGCCGAGCUCUGCGGCCACUCCGACCUGGCCGAGCAGCGGCCGGUGCUGAUGGAGCGGCCGGACAUCGUGGUGGGCACGCCGGGCCGUGUCCUGGCACACGUGGCCGGGCACAGCCUGGCACUGCGGCCCAGCCUGGAGCUGCUGGUGCUGGACGAGGCCGACCUGCUGCUGUCCUUCGGCUGCGGGAGCGACAUCCGCGCCCUGCUCUGCCACCUGCCCAAGAUCUACCAGGCCAUGCUGGUGUCGGCCACGCUGAACCCCGAGCUGGAGGCGCUGCAGGAGCUGGUGCUGCACAACCCCGUGCAGGUGGUGCCCCCGGAGCCGCGCCUGCCGGGCCCUGCCCAGCUGCAGCAGCUGCAGCUGCGCUGCGGCACGGAGGAGGACAAGUUCCUGCUGCUGGCGGCGCUGCUGAAGCUGCGGCUGCUGCGGGGCCGGGCGCUGCUGUUCGUGGGCAGCCUGGCACGGGCGCUGCGCCUGCAGCUCUUCCUCGAGCAGUUCGGCAUCGCCGCCUGCGCCCUCAACCCCCAGCUGCCCGCCCGCUCCCGGUGCCACGUCAUUGCCCAGUUUAACCGGGGUCUCUACGAUUUCAUCGUGGCCACCGACGAGGAGGGACCGGCGGAGCCACCCCGGCAGCGCCCGCGCCGAGGGGACACGGCCAGGAAGGGUGGCAGCAGGGGACAGUCCCCGCCGUGUCCCCAGGACCCCGAGUUUGGGGUCUCUCGUGGCAUCGAUUUCCAGAACGUCGCCGCCGUCAUCAACUUCGAUGUCCCCAACUCGGUGGAGACGUACAUCCACCGCGUGGGCAGGACGGCGCGCGGGGACAGCCCUGGCACGGCGCUGACGCUGGCCCUGCCCGAGGAGCUGGAGCGGCUGCGGCGCAUCGAGGACGCGCUGGCGGCAGAGAACGGACAGUCCAUGCUGCAGCCCUACGAGUUCCGCAUGGAGGAGAUCGAGACGCUGCGGUACCGCUGCAGGGACGCCAUGCGCGCUGUCACCAAGCAGGCCGUGCGCGAGGCGCGGCUGCGGGAGCUGCGCCAGGAGCUGCUCAACUGCGAGAAGCUGAAGGUGUACUUUGAGGACAACCCGCGGGACCUGCAGGCCCUGAGGCACGACCGGCCCCUGCACCCGGCCAGCGUGCAGCCACACCUGCGCCACGUGCCCGACUACCUGGUGCCCCCCAGCCUCCGCGGCGUCGCCGACCCCAACCCCAAAAAGAGAAAAAACCCCCGAGGGGCCGGAGCCAAACGGGGCAGCAACAAGCCGCGCGGCUCCGGGAACCCCCUGCGGAGCUUCAGCUUCACCCGGCGCGGGCACCAGCGGGGCAAGGCUGGCACGGCCUGAGCCUGGCACACCUGGGCACACCUGGGCACACCUGGAACACCCCCUGAGCGUGGCACAGCUGGCACAGCUGGAGCACCUGGCACACCUGGCACAGCUGGAACAGCUGGAACACCACCUGAGUGGGGCACGGCCUGAGCCUGGCACAGCUGGCACACCUGGAACAGCUGGAACACCUGGCACAGCUGGCACCGCUGGAGCAACCCCUGAGGACCUGGGGCACGGACACCUGGCACAGCUGGCACAGCUGGGCACACCUGGAACACCCCCUGAGCCGGGCACGGCCUGAGCCUGGCACAGCUGGCACAGCUGGAACAGCUGGAACACCCCCUGAGUGUGGCACACCUGGCACAGCUGGCACACCUGGAGGCACGGGGAACCCCCCCGAGAACACCUGGGCACACCUGAGGAUACCUGGGGGCAGCCCUGGGUACCCCUGGGCACCCCCUGUGCCACCCUGGGGACACCAGUGUCACCCCCUGUGCCAGCCUGGGACCACCCCUGACCCCCCCGUGCCACCCUGGGCACCCCUGUGUCACCUGUGCCACCCUGGGCACCCCCGUGUCACCCCCUGUGCCACCCUGGGGACCCCGGUGUCACCCCCCGUGCCAGCCAGGUGCCCCCCGUGCCCCCCCAGCGGUUGGUGACAAAUAAAGGUGCCAAGUGUC
This is a messenger RNA of Taeniopygia guttata (zebra finch), 2381 nucleotides long. RefSeq names its product DEAD-box helicase 56 (gene DDX56). Gene Ontology annotation, cellular component: cytosol. Gene Ontology annotation, molecular function: nucleic acid binding; RNA helicase activity; ATP binding. The record is from RefSeq and is a predicted model, not a curated record. NCBI's taxonomy places the organism in Eukaryota, Metazoa, Chordata, Aves, Passeriformes, Estrildidae.